AUGAGAUACCCUGUGGAUGUGGACGGGGAGCCUGGUUUAGUUUUUACGGAACCAGAGAUGUCGACGGCUGCAGAGGAUUUUCGGUUUGCUAUUGUUCUGAAGUUUGUGCGGAUGAGGCCUACGAUUGAUGAUGUACGAUUGGCGAUUAUUAAGUCAUGGGGUUUACUGGAGAUUCCGACGGUGAGUGUGAUGGAUGACUAUCACGUUUUGGUGAAGAUGCAGACUGAAAGGGAUUUCAUGCAUGCUUGGGCACGAAAGGGUCGGUUGAUUGCUGGAUCGGUUUUUCGAUUAUUUCGAUGGACGAAGGAUUUUGAUUUGUGGAAAGAAUCAACGCUAGCGCCCCAGUGGAUUUUUCUGCCAGGAUUGCCUCUUCAUAUGUAUCGGGCGGAUUUUCUGCAAAUUCUAGCAACAAGGUUUGGACGGUUUUUGGGGAUUGAUAAUGCUACGCUGCAUAGAACCAGAGUGUCGGGGGCUCAAAUGUGUGUGGAAAUAGAUAUGACAGAUGAACCGGUUCAACGUUUUCCUAUUGUAAUGGGUAACAAAAAAAUUUGGCAGGAGGUUUGGUCUGAAAGACCUGGAUUCUAUUGCACCAAGUGCUGUCGUCAGGGUCAUACGACAGUUGUAUGUCGAGCUAGUGAAGAGGUUGUGCGUAAGGGACGUGAUGUGGCAAAAGGGGUGGGGAGAAAAAUAUGGCAAGAGAUUCCUAAACAGAAGAGCUUGCAGGCGGUUCCAGGAGAUGGGUUGAAGGAAGUCCAGAAGGAAGAUGGGGUUGCAAUGGAAGUAGUGAAUAGGAAAGAGGUAGUAGUUCCUAGGGAGGAAACAAAGACAAUUUUUAGAGGAGAGCGAGUGAAUAUUGACAUGAAAAUGGUGGAGGAGCCCUGUGAGGAGGAGGAGGUGGUAGAGCAACCUUCAAUCCAAAUGCUGCGGGAGGUUGAGGUUGUUCGGGGGGUUGGUUCUGAUAUGGACUUGAUUCUAGUUUAUGCUUAUAAAUCACCGCGUAGUGGGGGUCAUGGUCAAGCUAAGAUGGUCUCUGCGGUGCUUGAUAUGGAGUGUCAUCUACAGCCGGUUAUAGUAGAAGAGCCACCAGAUUCGUAUGGUACUGAUGUGGAAGCGAAUGUUCUUGAUUUGGCCAAAAAUAAAGGAUAUGAUUCUGACUCUGUUUCGCAACAGGGUGAAGAUAAACUUCAGCGUUUAGUUAGUUCAUUGGGUUUUGAUGGUUUUUAUUCUAACGAGGGUGCAGGGGGCAAAAUCUCGAUUUUGUGGAGAGCUCCAUAUGAUUUUGAGGUUGUUAGUGUGUCAACGCAAAUGGUUACGGGGUGGUUUGUGUUUGAUGGGACACGAACGUUGGUUUCUUUCGUUUACGCUAAAUGUACUCAGCUGGAUCGAAGAGAGUUAUGGGAGCAGCUGGUUGGUUGUAGGGCUACUGAAGAUCCAUGGAUUGUUAUGGGGGAUUUUAACAUUAUACGAGAGGACCGGGAACGUGUGGGGGGUUGUCCCCGAGCUGCUCAAGCUAUGGAUGAUUUUAAUUUGUGUAUUGAUCAAUGUGGUCUAGUGGAGCUAAAUUAUCAUGGUAAUCCUCUCUCAUGGUGUAAUGGGCAGGAGGGGGUUUCACGAAAGUGGGCGAGGCUUGACCGCGUGCUUAUGAAUAUGGCCUUCUCGGAUCGUUUUAAUUUGGCGCAGAUGGAGUAUAUUAAACGCAAGACAUUGGACCAUAGUCCUAUGGUGAUUCGUUUAAUCCUUGUUAAUACUAGGUACGGGCCUUCUCCGUUCCGGUUCCAAAAAAUGUGGUGUUCUCAUGGUUCAUUUCAAAAGUUGGUAGAGGAGACAUGGAAACAGCCUACGGUGGGAUCGGGAAUGGUUAAACUGGCUGCAAAAUUGAAGCGACUUAAGAUGGGGCUGAGGAUAUGGAAUAAAUCGGUGUCUGGGAGAGUGGAUACUAAUAUACAGGAGCUUGAAGCGAGGAUGGCAGUACUGGAAGCCCAAUUGCAGUCCGGUUUCUCGGAAGAAAUUGAAGCCGAGUAUAUUGUCACUAAAUUGGAGAUUGAUAUUUGGGAGAAGAGGGAGGAGAGUCGUCUAGCCCAAUUAGCAACGAACAAGUGGUUAAAAGAAGGUGAUCAGAAUUCCAAGUUUUUCCAUGCGGUUGUAUCACACAUAGGCGUGGUUCGGUUAUUUCGCAUAUGA
Messenger RNA from Juglans regia (Persian walnut), 2181 nucleotides. RefSeq lists its product as uncharacterized. The record is from RefSeq and is a predicted model, not a curated record. The transcript has 2 exons. Gene Ontology annotation, molecular function: catalytic activity. NCBI's taxonomy places the organism in Eukaryota, Viridiplantae, Streptophyta, Magnoliopsida, Fagales, Juglandaceae. The coding region runs from base 1 to 2181 and encodes 726 amino acids.